UUGCGACUUACCUUAGUUUCAGUGAUCCUCUGUGAUUCACCUCUCUGAUAGAUUACACUUAUUCUGCAAACAGUUUAUUGUUUUGGUCUUCAUGCAGUGAUUCGGUAAUUAUAUGCUGACGCUGUGACGCAUACUGUGAUAAGAAACACAAAACAAGGUUGUCCUUAGCUACUUUGUCGCUGGUUAGGAUGCCGAGCCGUGUUGGUUUCAUCUGAGGAAGUAGCUUGAUUCCCUCUUGCCAUGGAACAUGUUAGCAUCACAAAAUUUGCAUGAGUGGAACCCCACACUUUUGAAAGAAUCCCACACUUUUUGGGUGUUUACCUGGGAAACAAGUAAGGCCUUAGUUUUUACACCAGUUUUAGAAACAUUCUGCUCUCUUUCUUGUUCUUAUUUGUUCUCAAAAAAUCAUGUUCAUUUUACCUGUCUAAACAGGAUAAGGAUCAGAAUCAGCAUAUUAGGAUGGUUAUUUAUGUGUAACCACUAAUUCCAUAUGAAUUGAUGAAUAAUAAAAUUGUUCUUUUAUUGCAUAAAUUCAGAAAUGUCAACACACUGCUUGCCUGAUGAGUGACAAUAAUCUCAUAUCAACAGAUAAUACAAAUUCGUUAGAGAUUUUCUGCUGGACAGAACUACUCCUGGUAAAAGACUAAUAAUAUGAUUUUCAGAUUUUUGGCAUCUAUAACAUAUGAAUGUUGUGAGUCCCUAAACUUUAGGGCACUGACUUCUGAUGCCACAAGGCAUCAAUGCACAUAGGCAGCUUCUUUAUAUCUGCACAACGAAGCUAUGCAGGAAAUCCAAAGGUGAAGCUUAGGCUCAUUUGCUGCAUGCACCUCUUCCCUCAGCAGCUCAUAACGCUGCACAACCAUGGGCCCCCUUUGGACCUUCAUUCUGCUAUAUCCUGAGAUCUUCCUAGCUAUCAUCUGCUUCUUCUGGUUUUCACUCUUCCGUCCCAUCAGGCAGCGCCAGAAGAGCAACCUCCCAGUGAACUGGCCUGUUUUUGGUAUGCUUCCAUUCCUCGUGCAGAAUCUGCACUAUAUCCAUGACAAAGUCGCAGAUGUGCUCCGCGAGGCGGGGUGCACCUUCAUGGUCAGUGGCCCGUGGUUCCUCAACAUGAACUUCUUGAUUACCUGUGACCCAGCCACGGUCAACCAUUGCUUCAAUGCCAACUUCAAAAACUACCCGAAAGGCAGUGAGUUUGCUGAAAUGUUUGACAUUCUAGGUGAUGGACUCCUUGUAGCAGACUCUGAAUCAUGGGAGUAUCAGCGACGCAUGGCAAUGUACAUAUUUGCUGCCCGUACCUUUCGGUCCUUUGCGAUGUCCACCAUCACGAGGAAGACUGGCAGUGUCUUGUUACCCUACCUUGAUCACAUGGCUAAGUUUGGCUCAGAGGUUGAGCUGGAGGGUGUCUUCAUGAGGUUCUCACUAGAUGUGACAUACUCUACUGUGUUUGCAGCUGACCUUGACUGCUUGUCAGUGUCUUCCCCAAUCCCUGUGUUUGGCCAAGCUACGAAGGAAGCUGAGGAGGCAGUGCUGUUCAGGCACGUUAUACCACCAAGCGUGUGGAAGCUCUUGAGGCUGCUCAAUGUCGGGACCGAGAAGAAGCUGACCAAUGCAAAGGUGGUGAUCGAUCAAUUCAUCUAUGAGGAGAUUGCCAAACGGAAGGCGCAGGCAAGCGAUGGGCUCCAGGGAGACAUCCUGUCCAUGUACAUGAAAUGGUCCAUUCAUGAAAGUGCGCACAAGCAGAAGGAUGAGCGGUUCCUCCGUGACACGGCAGUGGGUUUCAUCUUUGCUGGGAAAGAUCUCAUUGCUGUCACACUGACUUGGUUCUUCUACAUGAUGUGCAAGCACCCACAUGUCGAGGCGCGGAUCCUCCAAGAGCUCAAGGGCCUUCAAAGCUCCACCUGGCCCGGGGACCUCCAUGUCUUCGAGUGGGACACGCUCCGGUCUGCCAUCUACCUCCAAGCCGCACUCCUUGAGACACUAAGGCUCUUCCCCGCAACCCCGUUCGAGGAGAAGGAGGCGCUCGUUGACGAUGUUCUCCCUAACGGUACCAAGGUGAGCCGGAACACGAGGAUCAUCUUCUCGCUGUACGCCAUGGGGAGGAUAGAAGGGAUCUGGGGCAAGGACUGCAUGGAGUUUAAGCCGGAGCGGUGGGUGUCGAAGAGCGGGCGCCUUCGCCACGAGCCAAGCUACAAGUUCCUGUCCUUCAACACCGGGCCCAGGAGCUGCCUCGGGAAGGAACUCAGCCUCAGCAACAUGAAGAUCAUCGUUGCCUCCAUCAUCCACAACUUCAAGGUUGAGCUGGUCGAGGGCCAUGAGGUGAUGCCGCAGAGCUCUGUCAUACUUCACACGCAGAACGGCAUGAUGGUCAGGCUCAAGAGAAGGGAUGCAGCUUGAUAACCAUGCUGUCAGCUUAGCUAUCCUGCUUUCUUGUGUUAUGUAUAUCUGCAUGAGACUAGAUGUCUAUAUGCAGAGUUGAUGAGAUGGAAUUAUUAUUAGAAAGUGUAAAAUGUCUGGUUGGAUUAGUGUCAGAAUUGUAACCAUGUGAAAGGAACAAAAAUGUUGUGGUGAUUGGUAUAUGAUUGUGUGAUGGUCUUUGGGUUGAUUUAUUCAAGUAUUUGUGAAGAACAGUGUACUUAACAUAUCAGUUAAGACUUGAGAGUAAGUAUCGGGUGAUUAUUAUUA
Messenger RNA from Oryza sativa Japonica Group (Japanese rice), 2682 nucleotides. Its product is annotated as noroxomaritidine synthase. The record is from RefSeq and is a predicted model, not a curated record. Gene Ontology annotation, molecular function: oxidoreductase activity, acting on paired donors, with incorporation or reduction of molecular oxygen; iron ion binding; monooxygenase activity. NCBI's taxonomy places the organism in Eukaryota, Viridiplantae, Streptophyta, Magnoliopsida, Poales, Poaceae.